AUCUCUUCCCCUCGUCUCCAUCAUCCCUGAAUCGGUCCACCUCUAUAUCCAUCAACAAUGAACGUCGGCUACCAAUCAACAAUCUUUCAUAUCCAGAUCAUCGGUGAAGAAUUUACGAACCUAUAGAUCGACAUUGUUCGUGUUCACCUUCGAUUGCGAUAUUUGAAUCCCUAAAUCGCUUGAUUCAUGAUCAUCGAUUCAUCGAGAUCGAUCAACAAUGAUCUCUCAAGUUUUUGUAAGCAUCAAUUUAGGUACAAAUCAAAUAAUCAUACCGUUCCAUUAUCGAACCAAAAUCAGUCGAGAAACAAAGCGGAAGGAAGUAGUGUAAACUGGUUGUUGAGUUUAUCCGAUUUUUUAUGUACGUUGAAAACCAGCUAUUCCUUUAGAAGCAUCAAGUGGAUCAUUAUUUGGAUCAGCAAGCUUCCAGAAGAAAAAAAUGUUGAAGAAGUGGAAUUUGUGACUCCCCUCAGUUAUGGUUCUCGGAGUGGUGCCGAGGCUCUCAAGGCCACCACCCCUUUCCAUGUCAUCUUCUUGAGUUGCCAAAGAGAGAGACUCAGUGAAGAGUCGCCGAAUUCCACCGAAAACCCCGGCACCCGACAUGCGGAGGUGACUGGCGGUGUUCUCCGAGUUGCGGAGCUCCAGGUCACCAUCCACCUCACUCUUGCUGAGUCAUUCUUCUUUCCACACUCACCAGCCUAA
This is a messenger RNA of Lactuca saligna, 699 nucleotides long. The record is from the annotation of a GenBank genome assembly. Lineage: Eukaryota; Viridiplantae; Streptophyta; Magnoliopsida; Asterales; Asteraceae.